GUAUCAUGUCCAUGUGUCAUCGUCGUGAGAGGAUUGAACUUGCCAGCAGUCUAUAUUUGCCGAGGAGGGAAACCAAUACAAGGUCUCGCUGUCUCGCUGGAGCGGAGUAUUAUUAGCAGUUCAGACAGUCCAACUGUCUAUCUCUGGUCAUGCCCUGCAAUUACACAAUAACGACAGCAUCAUAAUUUGCAAUUCAAGUAUAAAACACGGAAGAGAGUGUGAGACGAAAAAAAAAAAAAAAUUGUGUGCUCAGCAAAGGAUAAACAUUCACCUGGCUCCCAUGCUGGCUGCCAAAAAUCCUCCCCUCCACACCCUCAGCCAUGCCCGCUACUACCAAAUCCGCCAGGAGACAGACACCUGCUCAGAGGAAAAAUGUCCAGAAAGUGAUCAGCACCAAGAGGCAAACCUGCAACUCAAAUAAACCCAGAGGAAGAGCCACAGAGAGGCCCCAGAAAACACCUGCAGGCAAAAGGUCAACAGCCAAGGCCCAGGCACAGUCAGGCCGAAGCCCCCAUGGAAGAGGGGUUAGCGGGCCUACUGGUCAGGGUCCUGGGAGGUCCCUUGGCACAGUUAAUCAUGCCCUGAAUGUAACAGGAUCUGCAAGGCUUAGGCAGACGAGCAAUCUGCCUGACCACUGUGGUGAAUUACAAGACCCCCUAGGGCGAAGGAAGUCCCUGCGGGGCACAGGGGUUACUGUUACUCCCUGCCAGCUUCCUAAACCUAGCAGAGGAGGGAGGAACAGCAGGGGGAGAGCAGGGAGAGGAGCAGCAUCACAGAAAAUAAACACAAGAAAACAGCCGUCACCAAGCACCAGCAUCAACGAUUCAACUCCUGAUGAGGAGGAUGAGAAACUGGACACCUGUGAUGCCGAAGAAAUCCCUCCAGUUUCUCUAAAAACUGAUUUUGAAGUUCCUGUGAGCAUCAAAGAUCAGGGUCUAGGAGUCACCAACGCUAAACAGGGCAGCCCGCUUAAAGCAGAUUCACCGCCGUGUAACGACACACUGGAAGACUGUGUGCAGGGCAGCUGUGACAGUACUAUAACCCAACAAGACAAAAAGACUGUCAGCCAUAACAGCGCAGACGACCCGGGGUGUGUGAUUGGGGCCUCUGUGUGUGAUGAUGUUGAUGAACAGUUAAAAGUCUGCUGUGACAGAAGUGAAGAUAGUCCCUCUGAGCCCUUUGCGCUAACGAGUAUUGGGUCAGCAGGUGUGCAGGGUGGGAGCGAGGGAAAUGACAGUUCAUCUGUCUUUGGAAAUAAGCUUGAUCAACUUACCAGUAAUGGGGAGGAAGAUGAUGUGUGUGCUGUCCAACAAGAGGAAGGUAACAUGUUGGACUCGAAAGAAAACAGGGCCGAUGAAAGAGUGAUAGUUGUCACUGAGGUAAAAGAGGAGAUAAAUCAUGAGAGAGGAGAGAGUUUGGAGGCAGAGAAAGCAGUUGAGAGGCAAAAUGAGACCGUGGAAGAGAUGGAGGAGACUGGUGAGCGGCUGGGUAAUUGUGAGCAAGAAGAGGGAGGAAGAAUUGAAAAGGAGAAUGAUGUGUCCAUCAAUCCUGCUGACUCCCACCCCAGCCCUCCAGCCCCUCAACCUCCAGAUCCACUUCACUCUAACAUUGGACUGACAGCACAGUCAGAAUCACCUGUAAGUGGGUUACCUGUCUCAGCAGCUACAGCUACCUCAAAUCCCACCAAAGCCCCCUCCACCUCAGAGUCACUUGAGCUAGAGGUUCUGAGCCAGGGUAAGACAGACAUGCAACCUACUAUUCAUGGUGCUAAACCUCAAUUCCCAGGGUCCUCAGCUGUUGCUGAAACUGCCCUGAUGUUGCAUACUGUUCUAGUGAAAAGAAAUACACCUGUUAUUAUCCGUAGUGACUCCCUCAAACAUAGGAUCUUGAGGGAUUCAAGCCAGGGGGAACCCCACCAACUGCUAAGCCCAGAGAUUCCCUCUCCUCAGGGAGAUAGACAAGCUUGCACACCAGCGGAGACCCAGACCAAAGAUAGUGAAUCCAAUCAAGAGCCAUUAGAGCGCUGCAGCCAGAAAGAGACAUCUUCGCUGUCAUUGUCGGUAAGUCCUCAGUUGAGCGUAGAUGUUGUUACAGCUGAGAGUGAACCAAACCUCAGUGAGGCCAGUGUUGUGGUCGCAGUGCCAGAGCCGGACUCAGUGCCAAAGAUCUUGACUCCAUCUCUCGACAGUAGCUCCACCUUCUCCUGCAGCUCAGAAAGCACUCGCUCCUCUUUUUCUUUUGAUACUGAAUCCGAGGCAGGAUAUGGAGAGCCCAGCCCCUCUAUUCUACCUGGAUCCUGGGGGCCGGAGGCGGCCUUCUUGACCUCCUGGACCACUCGGAAACAACAGAAGAAAGAGAGGAAGAAGCGUAGCAGGUGUGGGACGUGCGAGCCAUGCCUGAGGAAGAUCAGCUGUGGCCAGUGCAGUUGUUGCCUCAACCGCAGAACAGGCCACCAGAUUUGUAAGCUGAGGAAGUGUGUAGAACUAAGAAGAAGAGCUUCGUCUCCCCUCGCUCUCUCUGCUGCACAGGUGGUUCCAGAAAGUGGGUCGGUAAAUGGCAAAGGCAAGGCACAGAUGGAUGACACCCACACGGCAGCAGAGGAGGAUGAAGGGGAGGAAGGCCACAUACCUCAUACACAAUCCCCCCUCAUCAACAACUUGCUCAGCCACAACCUGGCCUCAGACCAAGCCGGACAGCCAGCACUUGUUAAAAGAGAGCCCGGGCUGGAGCUGACCAGCAUUGCACUUGUAUGCUCUUCUGGGACUUUUCAGAAUGGUUCUGCUGAGAACCUGACAAAACCUAAUGGUGCUAAUAUGACCACUGGGUCACACUCUGAUCUGAAGUCUGCAUAUAAAAGGACUACGAUUGCAUCAGAGCCUCAAAGGACUAUAAUAGCUGCAAUCCCUGAGGACUGCUCUCUGAAUGGGCCCAAGACUCCUCCAGAUGACAUGUUAGUUCCACUAAAGAAGAUCAAACUGGAGGAGCCAUGGAUGUGGAUAACUGAACAAGCCACCACACAGCUGAGUGAUGAAGAUGAGGUCUGCGAAGACCCACUGUCCACGCUGGCGGCCGUGGUAUGUCUUUCUGUCACAGAGAGGAAAGGACUGGAGGAGAAACUUUUCAGCUCACGUUCUUCCAUUCUUUGUUCCAUCAAAACAGAACCACCAGAUUUACUCUUCGUCAAGAAAGAGCCUGAAGACUUGAAGAAUGACUUGUGUCAGAAAAGCACUCCUGUUAGCCUGCAAAGGACUCCCCAGUCUAUCAAAAGUGAAACUCCUCCAAGUGUCUUGCUCCCAAGCGUGCAGUCUUUGGCAGAGAAGAGAAAUCUCAGUUUUGAUCAGGCUAUUGCUAUUGAGGCUUUGACUCAACUGGCAGCUAUACCUCAAAGCACCCCAGGGUCCAUUAAAGCUGAAAGUAUGUGUGAACAUCCCAUUUCCACUGCUACCCCAUUUUCAACCUCGAAUACAAAUACAACCCUGCAAGAAGCCAAACCAGCAAGUAUCCCCUACAACAAAGUCUCGGUCAUCAGCUCACCACUACACCAGACGUCAGUCAUACGCCCUCCUGUGGCCAGACAAGGGAAUGUCAUCCAGUGUUCCCAGGGGUCGAGCUACAACACAAAGGUGUCUCUGCAGGACCUCUUGGAGGCCAGUUCAGAUCGUGAUAAAGCACCCUGCAGGAGGGCAGAGCAGGGCUUUGGUUCUCAUGUCACCAAAUCAGAAUGCAGCUAUAAAAAUCCCAGUGACAUGAAGUUCAGUAAAGAUCACGAGCAGUUGUUUGGGGAGGACACAGAGAGGGUUGUCGGUAAAGUGAGGAGAAACAGAGAUGAGGAGGAGGUGGCAGCUCAGCUGGCAGACCUGGCCUUCAUCAUCCAGUCCAGACACAACCAGCAGUCAGAGAACAACCCUCCAAAAGGAACACCUGUGUCAGCCAUCAUGUACAACUACAACUCCCAGCUACCCCCCAGUCAGAAAAAGCCCAUCAUAAAAAAAACAAAAGCUACACCUUCCAAGCCCAGGAAGAAGAAGAGUGAUGGACCUGAGGGAAUCAACUGCAGGACCCCCCUCUCAAAACGUUUGCCAAAUGGAGAGACGCACCACAGGAGCAGAGGCAAGAAGACUCUCCCACAAGGGAAAUCAGGCCUUCACCACAAGAGAAACCUGUUUCUGCCUCAGGCUCAAAUUGACCUGAAGAGAUACUUGGCUGAAGCUCAGGAGGAAAGGAGGCAACUCAUUCAUCACAGUAAUGCACAGAAUACAGCCCUCUUAGGGCCGCAGAAUUAUAGCACUCUCACAAGGAUCAACCACAUUCGUGGUCAAGAAAACCAGUUAUGGUCUAUUUCAAAUGGUCCACUCCACCAACACAAUCCAUGCAAUGGACAUGCUGCAGGACCAGGGCAGGAGGGUGAAAGGCAUUUGAUAUCUCAGGUAGCACAGCCCUGUGGUGGGCUGCAGCACGGUGCUGAUCCUAACACCAGCCCAGCCAAUACCGCUUUCCUCAGCCACACCACUGGGCACUAUGGUCUAGCUAAUGGCUUUUCAGGAGCUCGGCAGUCCCCUCCUCCAAGCCAGCAGGGCUACUACAAGCUGGAGAGGUCAGGACCUGUCACUGUCCUGUCCACGGCUACUGAUGGGGAUCUGGGCCACUCUGCAGAGUCAACUCCAUCCAAGAACAGCGUCAACAGCUUUCUGCAGUCUCCUAUAAGUUUUCUGGAUACCCCUACCAAGAACUUGCUCAAUACUCCUUCCAAAAAACUGGCUGAUCUUCCAUCCUGUCAAUGCAUGGACCAAAUCAUUGAAAAGGAGGAAGGUCCUUACUAUACUCACCUUGGGGCAGGACCUAAUGUUGCUGCAGUGAGAGAGUUAAUGGAGAACAGGUAUGGUACCAAAGGAAAUGCAGUAAGAGUGGAAGUUGUUGUUUACACUGGGAAGGAAGGAAAGAGCUCCCAAGGGUGUCCAAUAGCUAAAUGGGUGAUUCGGCGUGACAGUGAAGAGGAGAAGCUGCUGUGUUUGGUCCGCCAGAGACCAGGGCACUACUGUGACACUGCCGUAUUGGUGAUCCUUAUUCUGGCAUGGGAGGGAAUCCCUCGGCCUGUGGCGGAUAAUCUCUACCAGGAACUCACGCAGUCCCUCUUUCAAUACGGCUCCCCCACCAGCCGUCGCUGUGCCCUCAAUGAAGAUCGUACGUGUGCAUGCCAAGGCUUGGACCCGGACACCUGUGGAGCUUCAUUUUCCUUUGGCUGCUCCUGGAGUAUGUACUUCAAUGGCUGUAAGUUUGCCCGCAGCAAAGUGCCCCGCAAGUUUCGCCUGCUUGGAGACUACCGGGAGGAGGAGGAGAAGAUAGAGAGCAACCUUCAGAACCUCGCCACUGACCUUGCACCACUCUAUAAAAGACUGGCUCCUGAGGCCUUCCAAAACCAGGUGGAAAAUGAGGAGGCAGGGAAUGACUGCCGGCUGGGCAGGAGGGAGGGACGUCCUUUUUCUGGGGUCACAGCCUGUGUGGAUUUCUGUGCCCAUGCUCACAAGGAUACUCACAACAUGAAUAAUGGCAGCACUGUGGUUUGCACUUUAACCAAGGAAGAUAACCGUGCUGUGCGCAACAUACCAGAGGAUGAACAGCUCCAUGUUCUGCCACUUUACAGGAUCUCUGAAAGGGAUGAGUUUGGUCAGGUGGAGGGCCAGUGGGCCAAGAUUCGAAGUGGUGCUCUUCAAGUUCUGUCCUCCUUUCCCAGAGAGGUGCGUCUACUGGCUGAGCCAGUAAAAUCCGCCCGUAAGAUAAGGCAAGAGGCUCGUCUGAAGGCUCAAGCAGAGAAACAGGAAAAGAAGCUCGGACUGACUCCUCUCACUCCGGGGAAAGUAAAAAGUGAAACCCCCAACAAAGAGCCUCAGGGCUGCUACAGCUCACACAGACUACCACCCAGGCCAGCCAGCGUUGGAAAGUACCUACCGGACAGGAAUCAACCCAGCACUUACAGCCAGAGCACCAGCAGCUACCCCACUCUGGGUGCAGGGGUCACCCCACAGAAGGAGGUCAUCUCCCCCAACCAUCAUGGCCUGCCUGGCCUCCACUUUGGACAGAAUGGCUCAGCUCUUAAUUAUAAGACAAUGAGUGACACCAUGAAUGGUUAUUCUCCAGCAUCUGGUGACCAGAGUGUUAUUUCAGAACGUAUACCUCCACAUAAUGCUCUUAGUGACUACCCCCCUGCUUUUAAAACUGAGCCCAACGAGGUGCACUGCUCUCCUCUGCACAGACCCUCCCCCAGUGGGAGUGCUCCUCCUCCCUCCUCAUUCUCCCCCAGACCUACCUCUGAGGGCCUCUUCAGCAGGCUCAAUGGACUCCACAGGGCUGCAGAAGAUGUCAUGGCAGAGGUCAGGGGUCAUGGCCUCCCUCCACUCUCAUCUCUCCACCUCCCCCCACAGACUCCCCCAUUUGAACCAGAGGAAGUUACGCAGGAAGAGGUGUGGUCAGACAGCGAGCACAACUUCCUGGACCACAAUAUAGGCGGAGUCGCAGUGGCACCGUCACACGGCUCCAUCCUGAUCGAGUGUGCACGGCGGGAGCUCCACGCCACCACCCCUAUCCUCAGGCCGAACCGAAGCCACCCCACCCGCAUCUCCUUGGUCUUCUACCAGCACAAGUCUCUAAAUGAACCAGGCCACGGGAUGGCUAUGUGGGACGCCAAAAUGGCCAAGCGGGAACGGGAACGGGAGGAGGAGGCAGAGAGAUUGAGGAUGGAGGACAGCCUGAACAACUGCAUGGGGAUGAACGGCAAAGGAGCAGGAGGUGUGGAGAGGAGAGGAGAGGAGGGAACAGGGGAGGAGGAAGAGGAGGCAAGGAGGAUCAUGAAUGUUCCCACACGUCAAGCAUGGACUCUCCCGAGGGAUGGUGUCCUCACUGUGUCCCCUUAUGCUCUUACACAAGUGACGGGUCCCUACAAUCGCUGGACAUAGUCAACAUGUUUUACACACACACACACACACACACACACACACACACACACACACACACACACAUACACACACAGAAAACUCCUACACCCUGUGCUUCUGCCUUACCUCAAUCAACUUCAAACUGCUACUCUCAUUUUUACGUCGUUUUCAUUGUGCUUUUCUAAUAUCUGUUUCACUUUGUCUUCUUCAUCUCUGCCUUCAAAGUGAUGAGGAAGACCAAAGUUUGUUGGCUUUUUAACUGUGAGUUUCAGUGUUGUUUUUAUUGUAAAGAGAUGGUGCUUUGAAGCAUUUUAAAGACGUUUUUAAACUGGUUUUAUAUACAUGAUUAAGAACAAAAAAGAUGUGAUUAUUUAUUCUGAUCAUAACAAUUUCUAUUUAAUUCCUGGUGUAAGCCUGUUUACUGCAAGAUUUCUAUAAUAACCUGCAUUUUAUGUUGACGCUCAGAAUUUAUGUUGUACAGUAGGACUAUGCUCUUUAUUUUUAGCCAGUGGUUCUCUUUUUGUGAGAUGAAUCUCACUGGCUUUUACAUUGGUGCCAUUCUCACUGUAACCUACGUUUAGCAAACUCAUUACAUCACAUAAUGUAGAAAACAAGACUAAUAUCGUGCAUAUAUUUACUACAGAUUGUCACAUGUAGCAAUGUGCUUUUCCCUCUGCUGCCUCUGACUUCUGUUGGCAGUUGAUGAAAGAAACGCACUUCUUUGGUUUGUUUGUUUUGGUUUCUCUUUGUCUGGAUGGUUUGUCUUUUAUUCACAGAUAUGUAUGGCAUAUUAAGAAGCACUUUUUUUGUUUUCCUAAACUUAACUUGAAAAGGGUCCCAAUCCAUAGGCCUGAAUAUGUAUGUACAGAUAGAGAUAUAUAUGACAGUUUCGCAUGAACCCGGUUUUAUUUUUACAGUAUUUCUACAUUUAUUUGAUUUGAAAUGGUAUACAUAUCUAAUGAAAUUCAAAACUUAUAAUAAGGAAUCGUGAAAUGCUGCAACAAUGAAGUGCUUAUUAUGAUUGGCACUUACGUUCACCUUCUGGAAAAGGAAUUCAAAAGUCUUUCACAGGGCACAAGUGUGAUUAUAGGAUUUCAGAAACUUACUGUACAUUUAAUGGUGCUAAUGAGACCUCUGUUGUUUUGGUUUUUUUUCACAAUAAUCACAGAGUGUCAGAUCUGAAAACAAAACUUGUUAGCCAAUGCUGACUAAUCAAACUUUUUCUUCUUUUGCCUCCUCUCUGCUUUUGUUGGAAAACCACUCAAACAUCUGAUCCCACUCAGACAAUUGCCUAAGAUGAUUUCGGGUGCUCGACCCUUGUGAAGACUUUGUUUACAGAUAGCUUUUUUUACAGGGUCUGAAUGAGGGGGUUGGUGUCAACUCCUGGUGAAUCAGGAUGUUUAUUUUUUAUUACCCAUGAAAGAGAAGCUCUUCAUUUUAAGAACUCAUCGAUGAUAUUUCAGCACAACCGAUAAAGACCUUUCACUGCUAUUCACACUAACACUGGUGGUAUGACGUUUCCUGUGAGAAACAUUUUGGACUUUUAGACACUUGGACUUCCUUUUGGUGCUAAUAGGACAAGAUGUCAAGGUACAUACAUUGACCUUACUGGUUAUAUACUGAACGGUGAUGGCAUGGUGCUUUUUUCUGAAACUCAGCACACACUGAUCUGGUAUAUGAUUCUGUACAAAGGUAGUUUUAUCAUUUCUCUGGAUGAUUACUGGCUGACAAGAGACUGAGAUGUGUUGGCAUCCCACCACUGAUCAUGAUUUUUUUUUCUAAAUACCAGUAAAAUAAAAGCAAAUUGUUGUGCAGAUGUCCAUCUAGAGUUCAAAUGUCUUCCACAGAGAACCAAACUCUCCGACAAUUCUCACAAAUCACAGCAUACACGCAAAAUGAAAUGAAUGUAAACAGUUUUUAAAUCAGUUGAUUCAGAAAGAAGAUUUUUGAACAUGACAAAGUUUCUUUUGAUUUACUGUGGGGGACAUUCUCGGUCCACAUUGGAAGUCUUUGUAUCAACAAGGAACUAACAACUAGCACCAGCAUUAAAAAAAAUCUGGGAAAAAAAAAAAAAAAAAACUUUUGUUAGUAGAAAAUGUGUAAAUAUGUAUGUGAACCAUAUUGUUUUUACUGUACUGUUAAUGGUGUUUAGACAAUGGAUGAUCUUGCUUAUUUUGAAACUGAAUUACUGUAUGUUGCUGAAAGUAUAUCCAGUUUAGACUUGAGAAGAGACUAAAUUUAGCAUUCCUUUUAUGGAUGGCUGAUCUCUUUCGGGAUUGUGAAAUAAAGUCAUAUUUAUAUUUUGGACCUGA
Messenger RNA from Dicentrarchus labrax (European seabass), 9241 nucleotides. It is a transcript of the gene tet1, whose product is annotated as tet methylcytosine dioxygenase 1. The coding region runs from base 321 to 6950 and encodes 2209 amino acids. The transcript has 12 exons. Gene Ontology annotation, cellular component: nucleus. Gene Ontology annotation, molecular function: DNA binding; zinc ion binding; DNA 5-methylcytosine dioxygenase activity. The record is from RefSeq and is a predicted model, not a curated record. NCBI's taxonomy places the organism in Eukaryota, Metazoa, Chordata, Actinopteri, Moronidae. Gene Ontology annotation, biological process: positive regulation of transcription by RNA polymerase II; oxidative demethylation.